AUGUUGGAUGAUGAACUAAAUUUGGCGAAUAAAGAGACCAUUCAUAUAUUGCAAAAUUUUUUCCAAUGUUGUGCAAUUGAUGGUUAUAAGGACUGGAUAUUGGCUGAUCAAAGAGAAUUCAGUGGAGCAAAACGUCAGCUUUAUGCAUCUGGUUAUAAAUGGAACCACUGUACAUCAUUUGGAUGUUAUUUGCCACAUUCAUGUUGCAGGAAUAACCAAAUCAAUUGUUCACCGAGAAUUCUGUUUCAAAAUCUUACAAUAAACACUGCUGUUGGGCCACAGAGAACCUUGCAGUGGUUUCAUUCUGAAGGUUGUGUUGAUGCCGUAAGAAAUCAUCUCAACCCACUAUAUUUUUUAUCAUUUUCUGUGUUUAAUUUGUUUUUGGUUAUCGUUUGUUUUAUGUUUACUCAAAUAGCAGCUACUGGCUAUUAUGCUGUUGAGAAAUGUGCAGCCUGGGAAGAAUCAAUUUUGCCGGCAUGGAUUAUUACUUUUUUUUCGCCUCAUCCAAAUAAAAUUAUGCAGGCAUAUAUAAUGAAUAUUUGCUAA
Molecule: messenger RNA, 546 nt
Organism: Dracunculus medinensis (Guinea worm)
Lineage: Eukaryota; Metazoa; Nematoda; Chromadorea; Rhabditida; Dracunculidae
Source: the annotation of a GenBank genome assembly